UGAGGCGUUAAUUCUUUUUAUACAUGGCCUCAGCAUUAAUUUAAUCUGUUUCAAUAUGUAUAAUCAUUAGAGGGAAUACACAAAUACCAACCUAUUCAAACACGGAAUAUUCGUAGGACCACUCGUAGUUGCCGGGCUCGUGAGGGCAGAGCAAAGAUAGCCUUUGUGGCCAAGCCCGAUUAUGGUCGGGGAGACGCAGGCCAUCGAGCCUGCUCUAAUCUGCUGACAAUUUUUUUUUCUUCCUGGUGCACUGGUGCGCGCGGGUGCAUUCUCGCCUCUCGCCAUAUGAGUAAUAACCAAGCGGUGAGUUGCAGCUAAAUUAGGCUCCACCCCAGGCUCCACAACCGAACGCACACCGCCGAAAAAUGUUCACAGGCUUGAUUGAGACCAUCGGCACUAUUUUGGAGUACACUGUUCUCGACAACUCCAGCUCGGGUGGCAACGGAGUGUCGAUGGUGGUGGGCAAUUGCCACCAGAUCUUGACCGACGUGCACCUUGGAGACUCCAUUUGCACAAGCGGCGUGUGUCUCACAGUCACCGAGUUUGAUGAAAAGAAAAGCUGGUUCAAGGUAGGCAUUGCCCCCGAGACGCUUCGGCGGUCCAGCUUGGGCGAUUUGGCCAAGGGCGGCUUGGUGAACUUGGAGCGGGCCGUGACCAGCGAGGUCCGACUCGGGGGUCACGUGGUGCAGGGCCAUGUCGACACCAUUGCCCACAUCACCGGCAGGAAGCAGGACGGCAACUCCAUUGCCUUCACCUUCAAGCUCCGCGACGCGCAGUACAUCAAGUACAUUGUGGAAAAGGGGUUUAUUGCCAUAGAUGGCACGUCCUUGACGGUGACCCACGUGGACUACAAGAAGCACGAGUUUUCCAUCAUGCUCAUCAGCUACUCGCAGGAAAAGGUCAUUCUCUCGCGCAAGCCGGUGGGGGCCAGCGUGAAUAUCGAAGUGGACUACACGGGCAAGUUGAUUGAGAAGCAGGUGGAGUUGACUUUGGAGGGCCAGUUGCACCAGGAGGACAGCCCGCUCGUGCGGUUCAUCACUGAGACGGUGAAGCGACACGUGGCGUGAGGCACGUGAGCUGUUCGGUGGUACUGCGAGGCGCAGAAUAAUUGCAAUGCAACAGUGCGGUCCAUGGAGAUGGUCUAUGGAGAUGGUUUAUGAGAUAGUUCAUGGAGAUAGUAUAUGAGAUAGUAUAUGAGAUAGUAUAUGAGAUGGUAUAUGAGAUAGUAUAUGGAGAUGGUAUAUGAGAUAGUUCAUGGAGAUAGUAUAUGAGAUAGUAUAUGAGAUAGUAUAUGGAGAUGGUAUAUGAGAUAGUAUAUGGAGAUGGUUUAUGAGAUAGUAUAUGGAGAUAGUUUAUGAGAUAGUUUAUGGAGAUAAUAUAUGAGAUAGUAUAUGAGAUGGUCUAUGGAGAUGGUAUAUGAGAUGGUAUAUGAGAUGGUAUAUGAGAUAGUAUAUGGAGAUAGUAUAUGAGAUAGU
Metschnikowia bicuspidata var. bicuspidata NRRL YB-4993 is the source of this 1475-nucleotide messenger RNA. It is a transcript of the gene RIB5, whose product is annotated as riboflavin synthase. Lineage: Eukaryota; Fungi; Ascomycota; Pichiomycetes; Serinales; Metschnikowiaceae. Gene Ontology annotation, biological process: riboflavin biosynthetic process. Bases 366 to 1067 code for a protein of 233 amino acids. The transcript has a single exon. Gene Ontology annotation, molecular function: riboflavin synthase activity. The record is from RefSeq and is a predicted model, not a curated record.